Molecule: messenger RNA, 1645 nt
Organism: Oppiella nova
Lineage: Eukaryota; Metazoa; Arthropoda; Arachnida; Sarcoptiformes; Oppiidae
Source: the annotation of a GenBank genome assembly
GCGUAGGGCAGAACCGCACCAACAGUCAAACGAUAUAUUUUCUUAUUAUAACAUUUUUGGCUUCAGUUCUGCAAGAAUUCUGAUGUUAUAGCCAUUCGUUCAGUGAUUCUCUCCAUCAAAAGAAGAGCAUAUAUUCUGUGAACACAUUUCUUGUAAUCAACCAAAUUUCUCAAUACUUUUUGCACAAAAUAUAUUGAAAAAAAAUUAUUGCUUCAAAAUGGGAGACAUCGAGCAAGAGAUCAAUUUGGAUGAGAUCACUGACGAACGGGUUUUGCAAAACCUGUUGGACCAAACAGAGGAUAUCGACGACCGAAAGGCCAUCAGAGCUCGUAUUCAGGAGUUGCGAGCCGUGGAGAAAGCGCGAAGGGAAGAGAAAUUGAAUAAAUUGACGAAUUCUAGAGAAGAUAGACUCCAACAGAAACAGAAAGAAGCGAAUGAACACAAACAGAGGACAAUGGCUAUGUAUGACUCGAUGGCUAAGUCCGCGCCCGCCGGCGGCGACAAACGCAUGGAUAUCGGCAUUUAUAAGAGCUUUGAUGCUACCCCUCCCGGAACGCCGACCGGCUCGAUAUCAGGCAUCAAAUCCAGUGAUUUAGUUGAGGACGCAUUGCGUCAAAGACAGAGAGCGGCGGAGGACAGGAAGAAGCGGGUGUUGGCCGCAUACGAUGCCGCCGCUCGGGGCCAGGCGUCAGGCGUCGCCAACCGUGAGGUCAACUUCGAGGCCUUUAAGAAAGUUGACGUCUCUGAAUAUACUCCCGUCAAAAGUGAGAGCACUUCCACAUUUGGCAGCUCAGGUGGUGUGGCCAAAGUGACAAAGGCCCCCUCAUCACAGCCGGGAACUCCUCUGAGUCCUGGAUUCCCGGGUGGUGUGAGCUUUCCCAAGGAGAGUGAACCGGACGCCAUGGAGAGGAUGAUCCGCGCCCGACAACUGGAGGCCGAUGAACGCAAACGACGAACUCUGGCCGCCUAUGACAUCGUCGCCAAACAGGGCGCAGUGAAGAACCAUCAGUUAGGCACCUCUUACUCGUCUUCGGCUGGUUUUACCGGAGGAGUAGCCCAGGCAGAGCCAAAACAGAAUGAUAAACGGACUGAAGGGGGACUGGGAUCCAGUUCCAGUGUUACCAUUACUAAGUCCGUCACUACUUCUUCGUGUACUACUAGUAGUCAAAAAUCUGGUGGUGGAGUCGCCAGAAGUGGAAGUGAUAUAAAAGAUAUGCUUCUGAGAUGGUCGAGGGCUAAGACUAAAGAAUAUGAGAACGUGCAAAUCGACAACUUCUCCGGCAGUUGGGCCAAUGGACUGGCAUUUGCGGCACUCAUUCAUCACUUCUUUCCCGACGCCUAUGACUACAAGGAAUUGGACUCAAAGAACAGACGCCGAAACUUUGAGCUCGCCUUCAAAACGGCUGAAGAAAAGGCUGAUGUCUACCCGUUGAUUGAAGUGGAGGACAUGUUGCUUAUGAAGGAUAAACCGGAUUGGAAGUGUGUGUUCACUUAUGUCCAGGCUAUAUAUAGAAAACUUCACGACAGGGACUAAACUCUUAAAUCAUUUUUUCUGCUUUUCGUUGUUUUGGAGUUAAGUUUGAUUUUCUGGAAACGAAUUAUAAGUUUGCGAUAUUUGUAUACAUUUUCUUAAUUAUGUUUAAAG